Molecule: messenger RNA, 1015 nt
Organism: Galdieria sulphuraria
Lineage: Eukaryota; Rhodophyta; Bangiophyceae; Galdieriales; Galdieriaceae
Product: zinc finger (DHHC type) family protein
Exons: 3
Coding region: 10-948 (312 amino acids)
Molecular function (GO): palmitoyltransferase activity
Source: RefSeq, a predicted model, not a curated record
AGAAAGAAUAUGUUUCAGCUUUCAAAAAGACUUGUUAGAGCCUUGGGUUUCUUUCCUUGUAUUCUUGUAUUGGCUAUAAUAGCUUGUGGUUAUUAUGUAACCACUGUGGCAACCUUUAUUCCUCUUCUAUCUUCUUCUCACUUUGUAGGGAUACUUGGACUCUUAGUAACUCAACUACUUGUUUUGAAUAUUCUUAUCAACUUUCUUCUUUCCAUAUUUUGUGACCCAGGUGGUGUACCUAACUCUUGGAAACCUAGUGAAAGUAUGAAGAAUAUAAGAGGUUCUUGGUCUCGAACUGUUCAAUGGGUACAAACGGAAGAGACUGGCGACAUGCAGUCUGUUUUGACUUGGGAGUUUAAACGCAAUGGUGCUCCUCGCUUUUGUCGUUAUUGUGCCACUUAUAAACCAGAUAGAACUCACCACUGUCGUUCUUGUAAGAGAUGUAUACUUAAAAUGGAUCAUCAUUGCCCUUGGAUUAAUAAUUGUGUGGGGUUUUAUAACCAGAAAUUCUUUAUUCUCUUUGUUUAUUAUGCAUUUCUUGGCUGUUUAUUUGUUAGUGUUACUGGAGUAGUAACUCUCAAGAGAGCGCUAUUUAUUAUUGGUGAAGAGGAAGGAAAACAAGUCGUUUCCGCAGCAUUUGUAGUGAUUUGUUAUUGCUUGGUAACUAUUUUUGGACUUGCGCUACUCUUUUUUGCAGUCUUUCAUACUCUUUUGGUAUUGAAAGGAAGAACGACUAUAGAGAUGCAUGAAAUAAGGGAUCUUGCUAGAGCUAGAAUUGUAAGGAAAUAUGAUUUGGGAUGGAAGAGGAAUUGGAAGAAAGUAUUUGGAAAUAAUGUGUUGUAUUGGUUUUUACCUGUUCGUUGGUCCAUAGAUGGUGAUGGUUUAACUUUUGAGUCGAAUGUAGAGGAACAACGGAUAAGUCUUAUGGAAGAUGAUGAUGGAGUAUAACUCAACCCUAAAAAGUGGUUAUGAUAGAAUAUCUUAUGAUGCUUUUUGGAAAGAGUUGUGAAGAAGA